UCUAUAAAUAAGGGUUGGCCAUAUCAGACUCCAAGGAUCCCCAUCCCCCGCUCUGAACGAGUCAUGGAGCACCUCAAAGAGAAGAAUGGUUGGAAGGCUAUCCCUCAAUUUGGGGGAUGGGAUCAAAAGGCUGGAGGUGCCACUAACUAUUCCAUGGUCUUUUCACAAGCUCGUGCUAAUAGGAAGCAGAACAAGACUGAGCUGAAACGACCAGGGUAUGAAGAGGACCUCAUGGCAUACCAACGUUAUCAGCGUUAUGAAGAUGGCUCUGUGACGCCUACGCAGAAAAGAAAGAAAGUUCUGCGCUAUUGCUGUAUCGUGGCUUGAUUUUUCUACAGUCCAACGGUCACAUCAGUUCCAGUGACAUCAAGUCUAUGCUGAUUGAAGACAGGAAUCGUGUAUUCGUACUUGGUGUAAAUAAUUGGAGGUCUUGUGGAGUUUCCUAUUAAGACUUAAAACUGUUUAAUGUGAUUAUGUUUUCGAAUUUAAGUAAUAAAAUGACUAUGAUAUGAAAGAAUGGUCAAUAAUUCCAUUAAUGUUUCAAAAUAAAAA
This is a messenger RNA of Phoenix dactylifera (date palm), 552 nucleotides long. The record is from RefSeq and is a predicted model, not a curated record. NCBI's taxonomy places the organism in Eukaryota, Viridiplantae, Streptophyta, Magnoliopsida, Arecales, Arecaceae.